UCACGGUCAUUGCUCUGAAAGUCAAAACAAAUCCAGCUAAGCUUUAAGGUAGAAGUGGAGCAUAAGAAAUGGGACUUACCUGUGGUCUCUACCAGAAGCAGCCAGAGAGGUCUUUAUAGGAUUCAUUUGGCCACCUCGAUCCUAGAAAGGCAAGAAAGGUAAGGAUGCUCUGUCCUUGCUGGUGUCUUCUCACAUAAUAUACAAGGCUGAGUUGAUUAGAUACAUGCAUAUUUAAUUGUAUAGUGUGUUUUACAAUGCAAAUAAGUAGCUUUUAUGGACAACUUGCCAUUCAUGAGAAGUCAUGGCCAGGUAAGGAGGGAGAAAAACUCGCCUCAAUGAUAUCAAUUUUGAUUUACUAUGCAUGUUAGUUCAACGAAGUUUAAAUCUUGGGCCAUAAUGCUCUAAUAUGCAAAAUCACAUGAUGUUUUUGCACUUUUUAUUCGUCAGGUUAAGCUAUUGUCUUUUGUCAAUUGUGGCAAAUGGCGAAGUGACACAUGGCUGUACAAGUUCAAUGCAACAGCUCCUCUGACCCAUUUUGUUAUGAGGAAGGAUCAGGUCCGUUUGCACUCAUCAUUAUUCCAAGCUUGCUGGCUCUGAGCACACUGAUAGUUGUGUCUCAAAUAAUAUGGAGCUUUGUUAGCAAAAGAUUAUCAUCUCAGACCAGCUCGGACCCUACAAUUGAAAACGGGGAACCUGUAACCUUGAACACAGAAUCUGGGCCUGUUCAUGAUUCACUGGGUCCAUGGGAGAUUCCUGCUCACUGCGUCCUGGAGGGGGUCGAGGUCUUUCAAACGGGCCGCUAUGGACCCAUCUGCAAGGGUCAGCUAAAACAAGAGAACCAAUCCACCGCUGUAGUGAUUAAAACUCUAAAAGACAGAACAAAUCAACACGAUGCUAAGGAGUUUGUGGAUUUGGUCCUAUUCCAUUCUGCUGUAAGUAAACAUGAGAACAUAGUGAAAAUGUUAUACUGCCAGACACAACGGACGCCCAUGUAUUUCAUUUUGGAGGCGAGCAUUCCAGGAAACCUUUUGCAUUUCCUAUGGAGUCUGCGAGAGGGCAGACCUGAUAACUUGCAGUCUUUUUCAGAGAGAUCUGUUUAUAUGGUAGCUAAACAGGUAGCAACAGGUCUGGACUAUCUGCACUCAUAUCACAGGAUUCUCCAUGGGGAUGUCGCAGCCAGGAAUAUGUUAAUCGGCUCAGGGUUUUCUGUUAAAGUCUCGGGUUUGAACUCUGCUUUUAAGAGCCGACAGACAAAGACAGUGGAUAAGGAACUGCAAGCUAAGGUGCCAGUGAAAUGGCAAUCCCCGGAGCGGAUAAUGAGGCUUCCCGUAACAGACAGGAGUGAUGUAUGGUCAUUUGGAAUCCUGCUUUAUGAGUUGACAACCCUUGGUUCUCCUCCCUAUCCUGACCUGGAACCGUCUGAAGUUCUUCCCCACACUUUAGCUCAUUACAGAAUAAAAAGACCAGACAACUGUGGAGCUCCGUUAUAUGACCUCAUUAAGUAUUGCUGCAUGUGGAACUUCAAGGACCGGCCUGUGUACUCUGGCAUUAUGAGACUUCUGGAUUCCUACAUCCACCUCACAGAUACAAAAGCUCUUUGCUCUGAACCGCCAAUAGAUAUAUGUGAAUACAAGAGAAAAGCAGGCCUGUCAUGAGUGGGACAUUCAGAGACCAACAGUGAAUAUGAAUUUACCCCCAAAUAUUCUGUCCCUCGUGUAAUCUAAAACCUGUAUGUAUCUUUUUCUGGAGAACACAAAUGACGAUAUUUUGAUAAAUGUCUCAGUGAUAUUGUGUUUAUAAGUCAAGGGUCAAUAUUGUUUGGUUACUAACAUUCUUCAAAAUAUCUUCUUGAAGAAAGAAAAUAUUACAGGUUGUGAAUGACAUGAGGGUGAGUAAAUAAUGAAAGAAUCUCCACUGACAUUACACACUUUAAAAAUUUGUUGUUUUUGUUGGUUCAACUAAGUUUCCUGUUUUUUUUAAGUUGAACCAACAAAAUCAUGAGUAAUUUUUCUAAUGUUUCACAACACCGCUAGAUGUCGCCACUUUCCUUGAAACUAUUAAGGAAGGUAAUGACCAGUAAUGCCAACAACACAGCGGCCUCUAGUGGUGAACUUUUGUGACAAAGUUAAGGAAUUCUUCAUUGUUAUUUUCAUAAAUGUAUUUUAGCUUUGCUCUAAUUGUUUAGUACCCAAAGUCAAUGACUACUACUAGUGUAAAUGUAGCUUCAACUGUCACACAUAUCAUGACACAUUCAAUAGGCAUACUUAAAAAAUACAUAAUUUGAUUAUCUUCCCUAAGAGCGAAAUAAAAAGUUCAAAAGAAGCUGUAUAUUAAUUCA
Molecule: messenger RNA, 2338 nt
Organism: Triplophysa dalaica
Lineage: Eukaryota; Metazoa; Chordata; Actinopteri; Cypriniformes; Nemacheilidae
Product: tyrosine-protein kinase STYK1
Exons: 9
Coding region: 495-1655 (386 amino acids)
Biological process (GO): protein phosphorylation; multicellular organism development; cell surface receptor protein tyrosine kinase signaling pathway
Cellular component (GO): signaling receptor complex
Molecular function (GO): ATP binding; transmembrane receptor protein tyrosine kinase activity
Source: RefSeq, a predicted model, not a curated record